Messenger RNA from Saccostrea cuccullata (small rock oyster), 2023 nucleotides. RefSeq lists its product as uncharacterized. NCBI's taxonomy places the organism in Eukaryota, Metazoa, Mollusca, Bivalvia, Ostreida, Ostreidae. The transcript has 2 exons. The record is from RefSeq and is a predicted model, not a curated record. Bases 140 to 2023 code for a protein of 627 amino acids.
AAUAGAAUUUUCUGCGCAUGCAUUUUGUUCAUCUAUUUUUAUAUGAAUUGCUCAUAUACUGUUUCAUUGACUUGACGCCAUAUUGACUACUACUUUUAAAGGAUUUAUACAUUUAUUUUCAUUUAAUGAGGUAAUCAGUAUGGAUCCGUUAUCAGAAAACGGUUAUCAGCAGGAAGAAUCUUUUCUGAAAGUUGCAAAGGAGAAUUCGAUAUCUUUUUGUUCGACUUUCUUAAAAUAUAAGGACGUACAUUCAUUUCUGCAUCGGUCUGAAGGAGGAUUUAUAUCAACGCGCUGUGUUAAUGCUACGUUUGGAGAAAUAUAUUGUUUAAUGCAGAGCAAUCUCGACAUUGACGGAGUUGUACUGGAGAUGAAGGCAUUGACGGCUAUCAAAUUCCCAGUUUUUUACAUGAACCUUUUACCAAGAGGUGAUGGUAGUAUUAUAUCCAUGUACCCGAUUCUUAAGAAGCACAUAGAUAUAACUCAAUAUCAGAGAACUUCAUUUUCUUUAUUAAAAAUGUGCAAUGGUAUACAACUUUUCAGUUCAUUUGGGUGGCAAGUGAAUUUAGCGCUGAUACCACUACCAAAUAUAGAUUCAUCUUUUGACCUGCCCAGUGCUUUAAACUACAAAUUGAUUGCAAACCAGUACUUUAACCGAGUAAAGUCCACCUUCCAAAACAAUCUUCUGAAAUUAUCACCAAAGGAAUUGUGUAAAGACACUUUUAAGAAGAAUUCGAUCUUUGACGUUUCAAAAUGGAGGGUUUUGGCAAAAGAUCAAUCCUUUGUCAUGGCCAUAUUAGAUAAGACUUUGAUUGCAUGUCAGGCUCCUCCGCAUCAUCGAAUUUCCAUUGUAGCUUUUCGUUUUGGAGAGAGAGAUUCCGUUCAAAUCCAACUUGCAAAUGAUUUUUGCAUUGAAUUAGUUACAUCUCUUACCACCCAUAUUGCCGUAACAUUCAAGAGCAUAGAUGACAAAAUUCACUUUUUCUGGUCACGUGACGGAAUUCAGAAGCUUGUAGGCUUUCGAGGAUCAUUACUUCCAGUCCUUUCCUUUAGAGAUUGCUGCAAUUUUCAAACAAAUUUAGAUGGUCGUCCAAACGAUAUCUCGGAUGAACUGAGGAAUGUGUGCAUGCAUCCCAAUAAUUUGAGAUUUUUGCAAUUAUACGCAGACUCGCCCCACAUGCAUUGCAGCGCUAAGCAUCCUCUAUCUGGUCUUAUAGCGACAUGUAAUUUACUGCAUCCUAAAUCAACUGCUCACCUUUCCCGACUUUCUGAUGAUUAUCUCUCUGUAUGUCGUGAAAACUGCCAUAAAUUAGGAGAAGCCAUGCCAAUGCGUCUCGAAGUUGUUGUGUCCUUGGACGAUAUUCCGUCAGUGCUGAUUGCAAAGGAAAUAAUUAACCUAGAACAUUUAGAAUUACUUAUGGAUAAGUAUCCUAUGGUUGUGCCUUUUCAAGAAACGGUAAUAUAUUGCGGUCAAAGAUUAAGUUUUAUUUCUUUCAUAAAGAAAAUAGCUGAGCUAAUUUUUCACACAUUGGUCAAAUUGAAAGAAGAAAAUAAUGGCUUGGGCAAAAUGAUUCCCAGCUGGGAAGCUUAUCAGUACGAAUUGUGUAACGAAAUGUUAUGGUGGGGAAAACUGAACUCUUACACAGACGCCAUUCUAUCGCGAAACCUUGGUCCUGGUGAUGGAAAAAAUAAUCGGUCUGUUACCUUCGAAUAUGGUUUUUUAUGUCUGGAAUCCAGUAGUGACUGCGCUCUGGAUGAAAGCUCACCACCGCCGCUGCAUCACUGGACUACUUUAAAGUCACAAAUUGAAAGAAUCCAAAGAUUAUUCUCAUUUGGAGACUUCCUUUCUUGCAAUGAUAUAAUUUUAGGAACAAGAGUAGUUCUUCUACUCAUUGAAGAUAUAAAAUAUAGCAGGGAUGAGAGCCAUAAGAUCCCCUCACUGACACACGACCUAAGACAGGCAAGCGUGCCUUCAUGGGCUUCGUGUAUUUUAUCUGUAUCAGGGAACAGUUAUGUAAAGAUCUGA